AGCACACAGGGGAGACGUCGAGGUGGCGUGGCUGCUGGUGGAGGCGGGGGCGGCGGUGGACGCCAGAGACAGCUGGUGGCAGAGGACGCCUCUGCACGUGGCUGCAAUGUGGGGCGGCACUGCUGUGGCGAGGCUGCUUCUGAGGGCGACUGCCGAUCCCAACGCCAGGGAUGGCAGAGGGUGGACGCCGCUGCACUGGGCGGCAGCCAAUGGCCAUGCAGAAGUUGCGGCUGUGCUGCUCGAGGCGGGAGCUGACAAGGGUGCCACAGCUAGUGAUGGUCGGACAGCACUGGACCUCGCCAGUGAUGAAAACGAGAGGAGGCUGAUGGAGUUGCUGUCAUGAGGCAGCCACUCCAACGGACUCUCUGUAAAAAACAGAACUGAAACAACUUCUCCAGUAAU
Molecule: messenger RNA, 402 nt
Organism: Schistocerca piceifrons (Central American locust)
Lineage: Eukaryota; Metazoa; Arthropoda; Insecta; Orthoptera; Acrididae
Product: protein phosphatase 1 regulatory subunit 27-like
Exons: 1
Coding region: 107-343 (78 amino acids)
Cellular component (GO): cytoplasm; nucleus
Molecular function (GO): protein binding
Source: RefSeq, a predicted model, not a curated record